Messenger RNA from Cydia splendana, 5499 nucleotides. RefSeq lists its product as uncharacterized. Gene Ontology annotation, molecular function: protein binding. The coding region runs from base 411 to 3611 and encodes 1066 amino acids. The record is from RefSeq and is a predicted model, not a curated record. The transcript has 6 exons. NCBI's taxonomy places the organism in Eukaryota, Metazoa, Arthropoda, Insecta, Lepidoptera, Tortricidae.
CGAAAUAGAAACCGGAAGGAGUUUCUUGUCUUCAUUUCUAUGGAUUACAUCCUACAUAGAGGUCGAAUGCAACAAAAAAGCAUAAAACUCGAUUGACAAACCGUCAAGAAACAAAUGAAAAUGAAAUCAUAUGGUCGCCGAGUCAUUCAGUGCUCAUCUUAUAGUGAAACGAUCAUGAUUAGAAACGAUCUACACAAAAAUAUAUAAAAUAUAUACCUAGGAAAUAAGAAACUCAGACACCGCCACCGAUCAUAUCAAUCAUUGGUUAAUACGUAAGAAUAAAAUAAAAUUUAUGACUGCCGAUUGACAGCCGUAGGUAAAUGAUAAGUGGAUUUUUUAAAUAUGUUCUGAUUUGCGAAGAAAUCCCGUGAAAGGACCACAGCUUAUUGAUACGUAACCUGUGAUCCCCAAUGCAAGAGUAUGGUGGGUCGAACAAGACUGACCACCGAGAGGGUGAGCGCGGACACCAAGAUUUUCAUCACUCCGUGAUGCAGAAAGGCAGCUAUGGAUGCUCCAACAAAGACAUGUCUGAUUCGAACAUGGCGACGUACUGCCGAGUGGCGACCGGCAUCUACGAAGCUACGGCGGCUGAGCAGCAGUACCAAAAUCAGAGAUACAACAACCCGUCGGCUCCAACUUUCAGCUCGCCUCCCAACUCCCCACUGGUGGGUUUAGUCUUCGAUCCAUCUACGACCAACUACAAGAUGGACCGUAAUUCUAACACAGAUAGACGCUCACACAGCACUUGGUCUCUCUCGUACCAAGAACCCAUAGGAACGGGCGCUAGAAAAAAAAUUGUCAAGAGCCAAGAUAAAAGACAAGUUUACAGCGCCGAUCCGCGGUACCAUGAAAGGUAUAAGGACAGUAGCACCGAGACGGACCGACAUAAGAACAAAGAUAGAAACCUGACAUCUGAAUCCACCUCGAGCCUCGAUUUUUUCGUCGAAGGCGAACGAAUGGUGUCAGAACUAUGCAACAUGCCUGACUCUAACGCAAGAGCCGAUGCAAAUAAUCAAAAAUCAUUUCAAGACGAGGACAAGAACAAACCUUCCGGAUCAUCCGACGUCCUUCUUACCGCUCUAGACAAGAUCGUAAUUCACGAUCAGAUCCCAAACCAGAUUGUCCAACUUGCUAUUGAAGCUUGCACUGAUGCUGAAAAUAUAGCCAUUGCACAUCAUAACAGACCUUGCUUCAAAAAUAUACAUUCUAUUUGUGCAAAAACUAGAUCCAAUGUACAGAAGCCGGAUAGUGCCGUGGCCAACUUACACUCACAGGGCAUACCGUGGGUCAUCAAAAACUUUAUAUUCUCUUUCGUCAGAAUUCUAGACGGCUGGAAAGGCGUUAAAGAACUUCUAAGUGAGAAACACGAUACAUUUUCUAGAAUUGAAAACAAAUAUUAUAGCCCUAAUAUCCGUGAAUGUUUUGUACAAUGGCAGGCGGUUACCAAAGAGAUGUUGACGCAUAUUUAUAAGACCUACAAGUGUCUAGAUCACGGUUUUACUAUGGAGCAAAAGAGUUUUACUCACAAUUACUACGCCACAAACUCUGCGGCUCCGCGCCAUCAGAACCAGAGUAAGUUUCAAACAGUGAAACCCCACGUUAGUACCUCAAGACCCGUCAACGCCUCUCCUCAACCGUUCAAUGCCGUCCAACCGCCAUGGGUGCAGAACCAAAAUCAUUCACCCUCUCAGACUUUCAACGAAGGUCCGUGGCCGGUCAGAGCUGGAGUUGCCUUCAAGAAAUUCCCUGUUGUGCCACCCCCGAGCUCUCAUAACUUUUAUCCUCUAAAUGAACAGGGUGAUAUGGAUGCAUAUCUAAAAGGCCCGUACAAGUGCGACCCUUGCAACUUUCGGGAAGCAAAACCUCGCCAGUCUUGGACUAUUACCAACAUGCCUGAUUUCAGAGCUUUAGAAAACAUGUGCCAUGCUGAGCAAAGAGAAUUAUACAACCAAAUGAAGCACAAAAUGGAUGCAGAGCUCGGUAAAGCUCCUGGUCAGCCAAUCAUGAGCGGCAUGUUGUUCGAUCAGAUGCAACGUCGAGACAUGGAACUAAAAGCGAAAAUGAUACCUUUAAGUCAUGUCGAGAAAACUUUAAUACCAAACAUAGCGCCCUCUGUUGAGAUGCGAGGUCGGUACGUUCAGAAAAACAACAGCUGCGGCGACACAAAGGAAGAGGCCGAUUUUUUUGCGGCGUGGGGUCAGAUGGUCCAAAAAGAACCUAGCGAUUUUAUAACUCAUCACUCGCACAACGUUCAGGUUCCGUCGAACGUUGUGACGAUUCCAAAUAAUAUCUCUGGCCCCGUGCAAUUCAUUGAUCCUGAAAAUGAUGAGUAUCACGAAAUGUCGAAAGUUUAUAUGAAACCCGGAAGUUACAAAGUGCCUAUAAAGCCAGCGGAUCCGACGUCACCGUUUAUGCAAGGAUCGAGUCAAGAAGCAGUGUUUGACAACCCUUUAGUGGAGGAGAUGGCUUUAAAGAUGAAGGUACCCUUUCCACCUGUGACGUUGGCACCACAACCAAAGUACAACCUCGAGGCUUGGCCGUGCCUGAUGACGAGGCGAGGUGACGAUAUGUCGACAGACGAGCACAAGCUGAUGUCGAGACCCGCGAUGUCUGGUCUGGAUAUUAGAAACGCCGAAUCUUUAGAAAUUCUUACUAUGAUGACGUCUGAUCGCGCCUGGGAAGCAGCUAAACAAUCGGCUCCCAAGCUUGUAGACUUCAUCCAUGAAGGUUCCAAGUCGGAUACUGCGAGGUUGUACGAUGCUUUAGGAUUGAGUGCUAACGAUGAUCUCUCCGAUGAUUUAAAACAAGUGAAAUUUACAAUGGAAAACAAUGACACCUGGGCCGCUAGGAUGGGCCCUCACAACUUCAUUUCGAAGGACGCGCACAGUUUGUGGGAGAAUUCUUCAGCAAACCAAGACCAGUCAGUUCUGAGCAACGAUUCUAGCAAGUGUCUUGAUUCAGAGCCAAAAUCUCUUGAAUCCGACGAGGUUUCUAUUCCGGAAAAGAAACAAGAGUCGAAAGAAACUCGCUUAAAUUAUGAUCAGACUGGAAACUAUGUUAGAGGCGAGAACCAAAAGAAACCACCUAAAACCAAGGUGGCUGCGUCCGGAAUGUGGUACCACCCCAAGAAGAAGAAGCCAUUGCCCGCGGCUACUGUCAAAAAGUUUGAGGCUUUGCUUGGGAACCUAGCUCAACUGAACGAGGCCGCAUUCAUCCAGCAUGAUAUGGACAUAAAAGUGGCCCCCAGAUUCUAUGAAAUAGUGAAGUAUCCGAUGUGCCUGCACGAUAUCUCCACGAAGCUCAAAAAUUCAUCUUACACGGAACAUGAGCAAGUGGUUCAGGACUUCCGGCGUAUUUUCAACAACGUUCGUCUCUACCUAAAGUCUUACCCAGAUGCCGCUAUGAAGAAGAAUCUAAACAAGACGGCAGCAGAAUUUGAAAAGUUGCUGAACGAAGAAUUUCAGAACAAAUGGGACAAUAAGUCCAAGACUCAAGAAAACACAGAAGUAGACGGCAGUAAAAAGGAAGAGAAAGAAGACGCUAAAAGUGCAGAGAAUAAAACGGACGCAAAUAAGAAAACUGACUCGAAAACUAGCGAUGACAAGAAGUAAGCUUUUAAAGUGUCAGGUGGAGUAAAUAUAAGACACGGGUAUAAAUAAGACAAAGUUUUUAAACUCAAUAACUUAUUCUAUUUUAUUCCUAGGUAUGUCAUUUUUCAUUUAAAAAGAAGUCUACACAAGGCUUCUUUUUAAAUGGAAUAGGAAUGAAAUAUAAUAAGUUUGUGAUUGUUAAACUUUGCAUUAUUUUUACCCGUACCUUAUAUUUAACCCACCCGACCCUAGUUAGUUUUAGUUUUGCUAACUUUGAUUUCGCGUAGCAGAAUUUCAUAUUUUAUUGCAAACAAAUUUUUGUAUAAAUCGUUUGUUUUACCUAGCUAUUUAUUUAUUUUUAUUUACAUGCCCCCUACCUACUCCAUAUCAGAUGUGGAUGAUUAGUUUGAACAUAAGAUGCAUCUAGUCAUUAUAAAUAGAGAUUUGUUUAUUGUAAAUGUCAGUGAAGUAAUCUGAGCUUAUGGUAAGAAUAUAAUUGUAAUGUGUAAGUUUUUCGAACGAACUUUAUUCCCUUCGGGGCAAAACUAGAACUCUUGUUUUCCUUCUCUUACUUUGUAUUUUAGUUUUCUACUUGCUUGUGUUGUUACGUUUCUCCAUUAUUUGUUAUAAUUAGUCCAAUACUGUUAAAUUACCUACUUUCUGAUCAGCAAAUUCGUGUUGCAAAGAAAUUUGCGGGAAAAUUUUUCAUUUCUGAAUAGAUUAGCCGUCAGUAAUUUGCAAAUUUCUUCUUUUAAAGUUCCUUGUAAAGUUCAUGACAUAAUUGUUAAUUUUGUAAUAUAUUCUUUUGACAGACAAUGUUAUUUUGACGUUAUAUUUGUUGAAGAAAGCUAGUAAUAUUUAUCCCUAAACUUCCAAACCAACCACGAUACAGAAUAUUAACGAUGUAUUAGUCUUUUACCGACUCCGUAACUCUUUGAAGUCACUGAAAAGGAACGAAUGUUAAAGUCAGCGCUAACCAGGAUAUCUAGCAUGAUCGUGUUUAAGUCUGACAUAUAGCAUUCCCUUACUAGCAAGUAUAUAAGUGCGAGCAUUACGUCAGACAUAAACAUAAUCGUAAUCUUGGGGUUCUAAACCACCUACCUAUAGAUAUUAGUAUUUUUUAUACCAGUCUAUCUGUGAUGUAUAUUAUUAGGUAAAAGUUGAUGAUGAAUUUGAAUCGUUUUCACGAUAGUUUCCUAGUUGUACGAAUUCCUUGCGUGUAUAUAGUAGAUAGCCCUAAAAUUUCACAGGAAAGCUUUAAAAAGUGAGCACAUUUACGUUAAAAUAAAAAUAUAACAGUACCUACUACCUAGCUAUUAUCAACAGAAACCUAGAACUAGAUAACUCAAUUUUAAAGUCUGUCCCAUCGUAUCCGUCACUAAAACAUUUGUGCGGUAAAUUUUUUUACCCAAAUUUGAAUUACGCGCGUUUUAGUGACGACUAUGGUUAGUCAGACAAUUCGUUCUACCAGUACUUAUUAUUUUUUUUUGUCUGUACAUUUUCACAAGAAGCUUGUCACGAGAGUAAUUUAAUCAACUUACAUAAUGUUUAGAUAAGAUCUUGAAGGCGAAAACGCUUUUAAAUUAUGACUAACUUGUGUAUUAUAUGAUUACUGACAAAGUUUGCUGUAAGCAGCGUAGACAAGUUCCAUUUUUCAUUGUUAAAGUAUUUUAUCAACAUUUUUAGAGUCCAUUUUACCUGCCAUAGACUAAGUAUAGUGAUGUCAAAUUGACGAUUUUUGGCUUCAACUUUGGCUGCUUUCAUAAAUUCCAAAUUUGAAAUUGGACUAUGGGUGACGAUCCAGUUAAUUUUAAGUAUUCAUUAAGUUGUGAUUUUAUUUAUUAUUUAACUUAUGUACCUAAAAUUAUGGCAAGGGACACCUAUGGUAAUAAACAAGUAAUUUUGGUUA